Messenger RNA from Macrosteles quadrilineatus (aster leafhopper), 1238 nucleotides. Its product is annotated as probable serine hydrolase. NCBI's taxonomy places the organism in Eukaryota, Metazoa, Arthropoda, Insecta, Hemiptera, Cicadellidae. The record is from RefSeq and is a predicted model, not a curated record. Bases 159 to 1058 code for a protein of 299 amino acids. The transcript has 5 exons.
UAACCUUGUUUGUUGUUUGUUAUUGUUAUCUUGCUCUUAACCAUAAAUUCAGCAAUUAAUGUGUGUCUAAUCCUACACUUAUUUUUAUUAAUUCUGAAAUAUUAUAUUUAAAAUAUUCUUCGACAAAUAUUCAAUAACUAACUGCUACCUAAUAGGGAAUGUCUGAGAAUUCAACCUCAUCUGAAAUCAAAAUACCUGUUCCAUGGGGUUAUGUUGCUGGAAAGUGGUGGGGUCCGAGAGACCAACCGCCAGUGAUCUGUCUCCACGGUUGGCAGGACAACGCAAGCACGUUUGACACUCUUGCUCCUUUACUGCCUCCUCAACUGAGCCUCUUGGCACUUGAUCUUCCUGGUCAGGGAUUCUCCUCUCAUUACUACCCCGGUCAGUACUACUUCCAUUGGUGGGACAGUAUUAUUUUGCUUCGUCGUGUUGUCAAACAUCUCAAACUAGAGAAAGUUUCCCUCAUGGGUCAUUCACGCGGGGGAUCCGUCUGUUUCUUAUAUGCAGCUACUUACCCAGACGAAGUCGACAAGCUCAUCUGCAUUGACAGUGCCUACCCGCAGCUUCGCACUCCAGAGUUUAUAGCUGAUAACACGAGAGCCAACGUUGAUAAGUUUCUUGAAUUGGAUGGGGGUUCCAAGGACAAAGGUCGAUGUUUUGAGAGACAAAUGAUGUUGGACGUGGCUUCAGAUGCCUACGGAUACUCUGUUACAAGGGAAGGCGUGGAGGUCCUUAUGAGACGAGGAAUGUCUUCAUCUCCUUCCAACCCCCAAUUGUUUUCCUUCACUCGAGAUCCCAAAGUCAAGCUGUCAGGUCUUGGAGUAGUCACCAAAGAUUUGGUUCUGGCGUACGCCAAGAAGAUAAGCUGCGAAUACCUGAAUAUACGAGCGGAACCUGGCAUUAGCGCAGUCUACCCGGAACUCUAUGACCAAGUCUUGGACAUCAUAAAACAGAGCGCCAAGCGCUUCGAAUACCACAGAGUUCAGGGGAAGCAUCAUCUUCACCUCAACAAUCCAACGAGUGUAGUCAAAAUCAUAGGUUCAUUCCUUACAUCGUAAAUUGUAAACAGCAUUUAUUAAAUACUCAAGAUGUCUAGAUACUUGUGGGAUUUGUAAAACGAUAAUUUUUCUACUGGUGAGUUAAACAAAUUAAUUUUCUAUAUAUUUUAUUGUUUUUUUUUUUUAUAUGGAUUAGUAGGUUAGAUUAUUUUAACAGAAACUGUUACUAUUAGCUUUUCA